UUCAUCAUUCUGCAAGUCGAACCACCGAGCCACAGACGACGAUGAUGACGAUGCUGACGACGACGAUGCGCUCGACGAUGACCAAGGCGCUGCGCCUGCCGACGCGGACUCUCGGCGCCGCGGGCCCCGUGCGCAUGUACCACGAGAACAUCAUCGACCACUACGAGAACCCGCGCAACGUGGGCGCGCUCGACAAGAAGUCGACCAACGUGGGCACUGGCCUCGUGGGCGCGCCGGCCUGCGGCGAUGUCAUGAAGCUCCAGAUCGAAGUGGACGAGCAUGGCACGAUCGUCGACUCCAAGUUUAAGACGUUUGGCUGCGGCUCGGCGAUUGCGUCCUCGUCGGUCGCGACCGAGUGGCUCAAGGGCAAGAACAUCGACGAUUGCCUCAAGAUCAAGAACACGGACAUUGCGAGCCAUUUGAAGCUGCCGCCCGUCAAGCUCCACUGCAGCAUGCUUGCCGAAGACGCCAUCAAGGCCGCGGUCAACGACUACAAGAAGAAGCAGCAAAAGGCCUCGGCGUAAAUGAUGCAUCCUUCUCUAUUAUCAUAUCUUCAGUUUAGUGUAACACAUAUUUCCCUUUUCAAUCCACGUUUUCCACUUGUACUCCGC
Molecule: messenger RNA, 611 nt
Organism: Saprolegnia parasitica CBS 223.65
Lineage: Eukaryota; Oomycota; Saprolegniomycetes; Saprolegniales; Saprolegniaceae
Product: iron-sulfur cluster assembly enzyme ISCU
Exons: 1
Coding region: 42-524 (160 amino acids)
Biological process (GO): intracellular iron ion homeostasis; iron-sulfur cluster assembly
Cellular component (GO): cytoplasm; mitochondrial matrix
Molecular function (GO): 2 iron, 2 sulfur cluster binding; ferrous iron binding
Source: RefSeq, a predicted model, not a curated record